AAAACAUAAACAAAGAUGAUUUUAUUUUUUCCAUUUUUAUUUUUAUUUCUGGGAACGGAGUUCGCGCGAGCAAGUGCUUCGAUUCUCGCGGGAGGACGAGAUAUCAUUUUGUCUUCACUUUGGAAGCUGCAAAGUGCAAGAAAGAGGAUGUCAAGAUCAGUGCUUCGGCGGAUGACAGCAUCCAUCUAUUUCAGCAUUGGUCAAAACCACCGGCUCCUGAGCAUUGGUGCGGUGGAGUCCUCUUCAUCACUUGAUGCUGAAGAAGCAGUCCACAUGACUGAGAAUUGCAUCCGGAGAUUAAAAGAGCUGCAUGCAAAAGGCGAAUUUGAUAAGAUGCUUCGACUGAGUGUUGAAACUGGUGGAUGCUCUGGUUUUCAGUAUGCAUUUUUGUUGGAUAACAAGAAAAAUUCUGAUGAUAGGAUUUUUGAGAAGGAUGGUGCCAAGCUAGUGGUUGAUAACAUCUCAUAUGAUUUUGUGAAAGGUGCUACUGUUGAUUAUGUUGAAGAGUUGAUCCGUUCUGCAUUUCUGGUGACAACAAAUCCUAGCGCUGUUGGUGGUUGCAGCUGCAAAAGCUCAUUUAUGGUUAAAUAGUGGCUGCUGUGGCUUACUCUAAUGGUGCAUGUUCAUGUAUAUUUGUUUUUUGACUUGCAAAAAUUCUGCAAUUUUUAUGAAUGUAUAAUGAUCUUGAAUGUAAUAUGAUUUCCAUAAAUGAAGUUGUCUAUGAAAGUUGGAUUUGCA
Molecule: messenger RNA, 738 nt
Organism: Dioscorea cayenensis subsp. rotundata (Guinea yam)
Lineage: Eukaryota; Viridiplantae; Streptophyta; Magnoliopsida; Dioscoreales; Dioscoreaceae
Product: iron-sulfur assembly protein IscA-like 2, mitochondrial
Exons: 5
Coding region: 16-591 (191 amino acids)
Biological process (GO): iron-sulfur cluster assembly
Cellular component (GO): mitochondrion
Molecular function (GO): iron ion binding; 4 iron, 4 sulfur cluster binding; 2 iron, 2 sulfur cluster binding
Source: RefSeq, a predicted model, not a curated record